AUGAAUAAAAGUUUGGUCACUCUCUUCCAGGAUGCUCUUGUCCCAGCUGACUCCCAGUCCCGGUCUCAGUCCCGGUCUCAGUCCCAGCCUUGGUCCAACUUGGACCUGUCUGAGCCUGCACCCCGUCUGUGUCACCUGGCUCGGUCUGAGAUGGGCUACGGCUUCAACCUCCACAGCGAUCGAUCCAGGCCUGGACAGUACAUCCGCUCCCUGGACCCUGGAUCACCUGCAGACCAUGCAGGGCUCCGGCCUCAGGACCGCCUGGUGGAGGUAAACGGCGUGAGCAUCGAGGGCAUGCGGCAUGCAGAGGUGGUGUCCUUCAUAAAGAAAGGUGGAGAUGAGACGUGGCUGCUGGUGGUGGACCCCGACACAGACCAACACUUCAAGAGGAGAGGCGUGGUCCCCACUGUCAGUCAUAUCAGAGACUACGACGGUCCGUCCAUCUCCAACGGCUCCCCCAACCCUGCGAUGAACGGCAGCUCCACCACACAGUCCAUCCGGUCGACCCGCUCCGACCUCAGCAGCCAGGGAAACAGCACACAGCUGGCAGAGGACGAUGGCGUCCGGUUCGAGGACCCGUUUGCUGAGAUGGGUCUGAGUCUGAGCGCGACAGCAGCAGAGGAGAAGAUGAAAGUCCAUGCAAAAGAAAAAAGGAGAGCGCCACAGAUGGACUGGAUGAAGAAAUAUGAGCUCUUCAGCAACUUCUAGGUCAUCCCUCCCUGAUGACCUCAAAUACCGCAGGACAGAGACACGAGCCCUUAGCGUGUCCGCUGCAUGAAAAGAUGGACAGUCUGUGUUGUGGAGGGACAUCCCCCCUCACCACACAGAACAGAAACACACAUCCUCAGCAGGCCUCCUGGACAUACCUGGGACUACAGGAAGAAGCUGAUCAACAGAUUUAACUUCUUAAAAUCACUGCAGAGACUCUGCGAGAGCUUCUUCUCGGACAACUGAUCGCCGUCUGCAGAAACUGAUCACCGUCUGCAGGAACUGAUCACCGUCUGCAGGAACUGAUCACCGUCUGCAGGAACUGAUCACCGUCUGCAGGAACUGAUCACCGUCUGCAGGAACUGAUCACCGUCUGCAGGAACUGAUCACCGUCUGCAGGAACUGAUCACCGUCUGCAGGAACUGAUCACCGUCUGCAGGAACUGAUCACCGUCUGCAAACUUUGUUGAAAUGAGUUUUUUUUUUAAUGGAUGUUUUAAAAAUGUUCCUGUCAGAGGGAAUUUUACAGAUAUAUUUUCAUAAAUGUUCCUGACUCUCUUCACCUUCUCUUUACGUGAUCCCUCCUUUCUCCACACCUCUACAGCCUUGUUUCUUGUGAAUGAUGGACAUCGUUAUUUUUCUAUAUUAAAAAAAUAUA
Messenger RNA from Notolabrus celidotus (New Zealand spotty), 1365 nucleotides. RefSeq names its product Na(+)/H(+) exchange regulatory cofactor NHE-RF2-like. Gene Ontology annotation, biological process: protein localization to plasma membrane. The record is from RefSeq and is a predicted model, not a curated record. The transcript is spliced from 4 exons. Gene Ontology annotation, molecular function: protein-membrane adaptor activity; signaling receptor binding. Lineage: Eukaryota; Metazoa; Chordata; Actinopteri; Labriformes; Labridae. Gene Ontology annotation, cellular component: apical plasma membrane. Bases 1 to 708 code for a protein of 235 amino acids.